CGAAUAUUGGAGAAAACUGGAUCCUUUUAGUUGAAAAAAAGUCAUAUUGAAGUACUUAAUACUACUACAAAACUUUAUACGGCUUAGAAUCAGUUCAUUAUGUCAACUUCAACAUCAAUAGAGCCAGAAGUGGAUCACGGGAAUUCGAAAAAGACUGAAGUUGUGAACAAAUUUCGAGAAUUUCAAUCUGAUCUUGAUGGUAAACAUGACAAACAUGAGAGACUCGUCAAAAUAAGUAGAGAUGUGACAAUUGAAAGUAAAAGAAUCAUAUUCUUAUUGCACAGAUAUCGUGAAGGUAUGAGCGACACUGAGAAAAAUAAGAUUUUGGAGGAAGGAAACCAGAAAAUGAAAUUGAUUCAAGAGAAUAAAUUCCAUCUCAUGGCAAUUGAAUUAAAAAAUGAGGACCCUAAUCAGUUCAUGAGAGCUGUAUCUCCAGGGUUACAAGAAUAUCUAGAGGCCCUAUCAUUCUAUCAUUAUUUAGAAAAGGGAUUGUUAAUAAGUUUAAAUGAAGUACAGAAUCAGUUUGUGUUUAAUUCAUCAGAAAAGUUGGAAUCGGCCACAUUUAAAGUUCCUGCCGAGGAAUACUUGCUAGGCAUUGCUGAUUUGUCUGGCGAAUUGAUGCGUUUGGCUAUUAACAAUAUUACUGCUGGAAAAUUUGACUUGUCUUUUAAAGUGUGUGAGUUUCUACAGGUUCUACUGUCUAGUUUUAGUUUGUUUGGUAACACAAUCAAAGAACUGAACAGAAAAAUGACAACUCUUCAGCAAAGCUUACGGAAAGUUGAGAAUGCCUGUUACACAUUACGUGUACGAGGAUGUGAAAUUCCAACCCAUAUUUUAGCUGAUGUUAUUGCUGGAAGUGGUAAAAUAUCAGAACAGAUUGAAUAGUUGUUUACCAGUAAUUUUGAAGAGUUUGAAUUUGUCUCAACAUAGAUGUACCAUUACAUUCAACCCAUUUUCCAUGAAUA
Molecule: messenger RNA, 965 nt
Organism: Lottia gigantea (owl limpet)
Lineage: Eukaryota; Metazoa; Mollusca; Gastropoda; Lottiidae
Exons: 1
Coding region: 100-885 (261 amino acids)
Cellular component (GO): nucleus; cytoplasm
Molecular function (GO): RNA binding; sequence-specific DNA binding; RNA endonuclease activity
Source: RefSeq, a predicted model, not a curated record